AUCAUCAGACGAUUUUUGUUUCUAUUUUGGAUGAUUUAGAUCGAAAUUGAAGGUUAAAAAUUAUUCUAAUUUGUUGUUUGUUCAACGAACUAAAAAGAAAAAUGUGUGAAUCAAUCGAUAAGAAUCUUACAACAAUCGGUAAAUAUCUAUUUGAUAAUGGUCAAAUCAACGAACAAUUAAGAGAUGAAAUUUUUCUGAUUGAAGCUAAAACUGGAAAACAAUUAAAAUAUGGUGAACUUGAAGAUAAUGCACAUUCAUUAGCAAUGGCUAUGCUUACCGAUUUUGAAUUUAAAUCCAAUGAUAUUUGUUCAAUAAUGACAGAAAGUUGUUUGGAAUAUGCAAUCAUUAUUAGUGCUUGUCUUUUGCUGAAUGUUCCAUAUACAUCGAUAACACCUGCUUCUGGUCCAUUCGGUCUCGGUGAACAAUUGGAUCAAACUAAAGCAAAAUGUUUAUUCAUAUCCAAUGAAAAUUAUUCUAAAUUAGAACAAGUAUAUCGACAAUCGAAUCGUCAACAUCUUCGUAAUCAUGUUAAAAUUGUUGUCAUUGAUGAUGAUGAAUCAAUUGAUAAUGAACACGGUUUGCAAAAGAUUACAUUUGAUAAAUUGAUUUCAAAAUUCAAAAAUCAAAAAAUAUCAUCAAUACCAUAUUAUGGUAAUGAUCAAUCAUCGAUAGAUGAUUUGGUUACAAUAAUAUUUACAUCCGGAUCUACUGGACAACCAAAAGGUGCUUGUCAUACAAAUCGAUCAAUGUUAACGAAUGCAAUUGAAAUGAAAUCCAAUGAAUCAUUGAUCAAAUAUUGUCAUCAAACAAUAUUGCUUACAUUUCCAUUGGGUCAUGUUAGUGGAAAUUGUAUACUAUUUUUAGCACUUAUUUCAAAAACACCGGUCGUAUUAUUGAAUUAUAGCGAUAUUGAACAGAUAUUUAAUGUGAUUGAAAAAUAUCAAUGUGUUCAGAUAUUUGGUUCGGCUAAUAUUGUCAAUAUAUUGGCCAAAAAUGAUUUGACAAAUAGUUCAAAUAUAUCAUCUGUAAAGAUGGUGCUAACAGCUGGAUGUAAAUUACCAACAAGUACGGCAGAAAUUUUAACAAAAAAUCAUGGAAUUGAAAUUUUAGAUGCAUAUGGAUGUACUGAAUGCCUUUUUGUAUCAAUCGGUAUCAAAAGUAAUAAUGUAGGCAAACCGUUACCUUCUUUUGAAUUGAAAUUGAUCGAUAUUGUGACGAAAAAUGAAUUGGCAAAAAAUUCAUCUGAACAAACAGGUGAAAUAUGUUUACGUGGUCCUUGUCGUUUUCGUGAAUAUUAUGGUAAACCAGAUGAAACAAAAAUGGCAAUCGAUAAUGAUGGCUGGUUUCAUACGGGCGAUGUUGGUUUUAUUGACAAUGAUGGUUGUCUUCAUAUUACUGAUCGAAUUAAAGAAAUGAUUAAAUAUAAAAGUUGGUCAGUAUUUCCAGCCGAAAUUGAAUCAUUUUUUAUGCAACAUAAUGAUGUUACCGGUGUUGUUGUUGUCGGUGUUAAACACAAAGAAUACUAUGAAGUUCCAAGAGCAUAUAUUAGUGUAAAAUCCGAAUCAUCGAUUACAGUUGAACAAUUACAACAAUAUGCUAAUGAUAAUCUUGGUUAUCAAAAACAAUUACUUGGUGGUAUUAUAAUUUUAGAUCGAUUAAAUUAUAAUCAAAUGGGUAAAAUUGAUCGACGUUUUUAUAAAGAUUUAUGUUCGAAUGAAAUUCUUGAUAUUGUUGGUUGAACAAACAUAAAAAUCGAACGUCAAAAAAUUAUGGAAUUCGA
Dermatophagoides pteronyssinus (European house dust mite) is the source of this 1780-nucleotide messenger RNA. RefSeq lists its product as uncharacterized. The record is from RefSeq and is a predicted model, not a curated record. Lineage: Eukaryota; Metazoa; Arthropoda; Arachnida; Sarcoptiformes; Pyroglyphidae. Gene Ontology annotation, molecular function: CoA-ligase activity.